UUUUGAGUGUGGACAUGAUGGGGUUCAGUGGGACAUGCGGACACACGUUAACAGUUUGGCGCGCUUCUCAUAGUUUAGUCUGAUGUCCUGAAUUAACAGCAAAUGUGGAGGAGUAGGUUUCUCAGGGGGACAGCCUGUCUCUCACAGGGGGCAGGGCACUGUAGUCCCUGUAAACCAUCUCAGCUUCCUCCUUGGAGAUAUCUCUCAGUCUACCAGCCAUGCUUCCACCCAACGCUGCAGUACUCUUUGAGAGCACAAACUUGGUAUAGCUUUGAAAGCAAAUUAAGGCCAAUAGUUGCCUUGCAUUUCUGCAGAACUUUAAGAAAAGAUGCAAAGUCUUCAAUAGAUUUCUCUCUCCACCCCCUCACAGUGACUGACAUCAAACAAUAUCUUCGUUCUAAAGAAAUCCCUUUUCAUGACGGAUACAGCUGCUUACAUGCUCCUAGUAUCUUUCUGGAACUGGCUCCUGAGGGUUCUGGAAGAGAAAAUUACUCGCUGUACAUUGAUAAAACCACUGGACAGUUUCUUUGCAAGGAGACUCUAGUGGAGGGGAGCUGGGAAGACCUGCAGGAUUGCAUAGAGGUGAUGUUGAAUGAGGGUCAGGCCUACAUCAGCCCUAAUGUGCUGUUGGGUUUUCCAGAGAGUCUGGAGGAGCAAGAGGAGAGAGAGAUGGAGCUGAGGGAGGUGCAGCGGAUCUGGAGUAGCUCUGUGCCUUUUUCUGAUCUCCAGGAAGAGGAGGCACAGCUUGUUAAAACCAUGUUCCAGAUUGGGAAACUCACCAAUGCCACACUGAAGAAGUUUGGGGUCAGGUUUUUUAAGCCCACCAAGAGUUUGGUGUUUCCCUGGUUUAGUGGGCGUGACUUAAGUCUCCGGGGUGUUAAACUGCUUUCUGCUGCCACGAAUGAUGACAGGCGGGUGGUCUACACCGAAGCCACAGUUCCAAAAUUAUCAAACUACCACAAUCUCUUUGGCCUCCCUCUGAUUGGAUGGAAGGAUGUUGAGGUAGUGCUAACAGGGCGUGAGUUGGACAGCAUGGCUGUAAGUCAGGCCACUGGCCUCCCAUCUUUAGCAUUGCCACGGGGUGUCAGCUGUCUACCCCCAGUACUCCUACCGUAUCUGGAGCAGUUCAAGAAAGUGACAUUGUGGUUGGGGGGAGAUAUGCGCUCCUGGGAAGCCUCAAAAAUCUUCUCUAGGAAACUUGGACUUAAGCGCUGCUCUCUGGUCAGGCCAGGAGAGUUUCAGCCGUGCCCAAGUGAGGCAUUGUCCCAGGGCAGGAACCUAGCACGCAUCAUCAAGGCUUCCAUUCCUGCUGCCCACAAGUCCAUCGUGUCCUUCAAGCAGCUCAGGGAGGAUGUGUAUGGAGAGCUUGCAAAUGUGGAGCAGGUGGCUGGAAUACAGUGGUCUAGAUUCCCAGAGCUUAAUCGAAUUCUUAAAGGUCAUCGCAAAGGGGAGCUGACUGUUUUCACAGGUCCCACAGGCAGCGGAAAGACCACCUUCAUCAGUGAGUGUGCCCUAGAUCUGUGCAUGCAGGGUGUCAACACAUUAUGGGGCAGCUUUGAGAUCAACAAUGUGCGCUUGGCCAAAAUUAUGCUGACCCAGUUUGCCAAGCAAAGGCUGGAGGAGAACCUGGAUCAAUAUGACAUGUGGGCUGACAAGUUUGAGGACCUGCCUUUGUACUUUAUGACCUUCCAUGGACAGCAGAACAUCAAGACUGUUUUGGAUACCAUGCAGCAUGCUGUUUACCUGUAUGAUAUCAGUCAUGUGAUCAUUGACAACUUGCAGUUUAUGAUGGGUCAGGAGAACCUGUCUUUGGACAAGUUUGCAGUACAAGACCAUAUAAUUGGAGUCUUCAGGAAGUUUGCCACAAAUAGCAGCUGUCACGUGACUUUAAUUAUCCACCCUCGGAAAGAGGAGGAUGAUAAAGAGCUGCAGACAGCAUCCAUCUUUGGUACAGCGAAGGCCAGUCAGGAGGCAGAUAACGUGCUCAUCCUUCAGGAGAAGAAAUUGGUGACGUGUCCAGGCCGUAGAUCCCUGCAGGUAGCUAAGAAUCGCUUUGAUGGGGAUGUCGGCAUCUUUCCCUUAGAGUUUAAUAAAGCCUCGCUUACAUUCUCGGCUCCAGUGAAGGGCAAGCAGAAGCUCCGUCAGGUCAAAGUGGAUAAGAAUAACAGCGGAGAGGAAAUAAAGGAGACUGAACCCAAAGAAAUAAAGGAGACUGAACCCAAAGAAAAAAGUAAUAAAGCUCUCAAGCCUGCCAAAGUGAAGACAUCAAGGACAGUUAAGGGGUCAGCAGCAGGAAAGGAAGCUGCAGAUGGAGAAGGAAAUAAUCAGUAGUGUAGAGAAUUCAUAUAGAUGAAUUGACUGAGAGAUCAAGCGAAGCUUAUGUGAGACUUCUAGUUGCCGUAGUGGUCAAACCGUAGAAGCUACAUGAAUCAUUCUAUGAAACGGGUGCUAUUUGGGUCCGCAACAUUUGAUGAGAUGCAUACGGCUCAAAAAAUGUCCCAAAGUGUGUUUCCAAAGUGUUCUUGUUAACAUGAUAUAUGAUAAAAAUACUGUUCUUAAAGAGUAACAUACUAUUUUUAAUCAUUUUUCGAUAGUACAUAGCCAAUUUCACAUGUCCAUGUUGACCAACAUGACAUUUGCAUCUAAAAUAUCACCAAAUAAGUUAUAUAUGUUUUUCAAACAUUUAUUAUUUUCAGGAUUUUAUGUGUGUCCCUGUUUACAUAAGAUAUAUUUCUUCAAAAUAAACCUUAUUUUUUGUAAAUAUUUUAUGAUUUGUGUGUGUCCCUCAGUUUGACUUACCACCCCGUCACACUAACUUGUUUUAUCCAUAAAUAAUAUACUGUUGCUUUAAAUGACAUCACAAAGCGGAAGUGACAUCAUUUGAGCCUUGUAGCCACCAAGAACCAAAGCAGGCAAGUACCAACAUUUUUUACAUUGUUUAUUUGUUGCUUUUUCAUGUUAGGCAGGGUCCGUCAAGCUCAAACCAACCACCCCGUCAAGCAAAAUAGAUAGGGAAAACUUUUUUAUUAAAUUUUUUUACAUUAUUAAUGCAAAGAAAAUUAUAUUUCAGAUUGAAUGCAUUUAUGCUAGGUGAGGAACUUGACCACAUGUGAGAUCUGCGGCCAUUUUGGGAUGAAAUUUACCACCCCGUCAAGUUUUAUUGUGAUGUGGUGGUAAGGGAUGUGAUGGGGUGGUUCUUCUUCCCGUUUGAAUGGUAGGAUGUGUGAAAUCAAGGAUUCUAAUAUAGGCUAAUCAAUUUAUUUUCUGUUAACUUAACCCUGUUUGGUUCAUUCACUCACUCACCAUAUCACUCACACACUCAUCACUCACUAUCUCACUCACUAUCUCUUUAACUGACUCUGUGUUUAAUGAAGAAUGUUACAUUUUAUAACAUUUGCAGAUAGAUCUGUCUCCAUCAUGGCUCCAUUAAGCACUGCUGAGAGUCAACGGCGUUGCCGUGCACGUCGGGAUGCUGAUCCUGAGAGUAGGCAAAAUAUCUAGAGAGUGAGCGUCAGAGAUGGAGACGGGAUGUAGAGCAAGGAAAACAGAAGAAGAUUAGUGAUCUAAGUGAGCGAGGGAAGAAGCAGCUGUGUAAAAAGUGGAGGAAGCAGAACAAGAAGAGAAAGCAGAGGCUAGGAAGCACAGUCUGGACACCUUUUCUCUGAGUCCAGAUCCUGUCCAACAGUCAAAGCAGCAGUUAGGAUCUUAAAGGUCAGGGUAGUGCGCAGUUAGGAUUAUAAAUAAAUGGACACAUGUAGAGAAUAAGAAGCAGGCCUAUCAUUGAGUAAUUGUUUUUACAUAUGGUGUACAUGACUUAAACCCCUAAGUUACCAGUAGAUUUUUGUUUUGUUUCAGGCAACAUAAAGAAGGAAAGCGAAUUUCCAGGAAGAACAGGGAUACACUACGCAAAGAAAUUUAAAAACUAAAGAAAUCGCUAGAGAAGGAAAGAAAAUGCGCUGACAAAUACAGAAAAAGAUACAAGCGCUUAAAUAAGAAUGACUCUCCUCGUUCAAAAAUAAAUGAAUUAACUAAGACAGGCAGAGUAAGCUCCAAAAUCAGAAAAAGACUACUCUAUCAUGAAGCCUCGAUUGAAGACACUAAGUACUGUAAAGCAAGAAAAGAAAAAGAAAAACAACUAAUAGCAAAGGUAACAGCGGGGAGGAUUGUGAAGAAGUACAGGCUACAAGGAUUUGCUGAAAAUGCCUUCAGAUUUUCAAAGAAGCAUCGCAGUGUUCAGAGUGAAGACCUCUGUUCCACCAACAGAAAUCCCACAAACAGGUUCACUGCUGCUACAGGUUCAAGUCCAAAGUCAAAACAUUCUUCACCCGAGAUGACAACAGUCGGAUAAUGACUGGACAAAACAAACAAUUACCAGGAACAAGGUGAAGAAGCCGAAAAGGUUUCUGGUUGACACAAUGAAAAAUCUUCACAAAAAAUUUCUCACAAAAAACACAAACAACAUAUCAUACUCCCUUUUCUGUAAGCUUCGCCCAUUUUGGGUAGUACAUCCCACUCUCUUUGAACGGAACAUAUGUCUGUGCAAGAUUCAUGAAAAUCUCAGAUUUGUCGUUGAGAAGUUGCAUAAUUUGAGGCUCAUAGAUACUUCAUAUCUCGAGAGUUUGACUAAAAUGAUAACCUGUGACACCUCCAGGAAAAUGUGCAUAUAUGAUGAGUGCGAGGAAUGCAAAGACAAGACUGUUCAGCUCUCCAGAUUUGAUGGCUCAGCAAAGGUUGCAUUCACUCAAUGGGCCACAGCAGAGAAAGCAAGGGAAGAUGUGAGGGAGGGUCCUACCACUGUUAAGAUCACAGUGAAGAAAACAAUGGAGGACACACAAGACAAUCUUGUUGAGUUAUUCCACACUCUUCUUCAUAAAUUAAAAAGACACACAUUCAACAUAAAUCAACAGUACUCCUACUGCAGAGAGUUGAAAAAGAGCCUGUCAAAAGAGGAGGCAGUGAUCCACAUUUUCUUCUCUGAAAAUUACACAUGCAAAUACAGCUCAGAGAUUCAAGCUGUCCACUUUGGCACCUCGCACCAACAAGCUACUCUGCACAUUGGUGAUUUGUACAUACAGGUGCAUCUCAAUAAAUUAGA
Messenger RNA from Myxocyprinus asiaticus (Chinese sucker), 5095 nucleotides. Its product is annotated as twinkle mtDNA helicase-like. Gene Ontology annotation, molecular function: 5'-3' DNA helicase activity; single-stranded DNA binding; ATP binding. Gene Ontology annotation, biological process: mitochondrial DNA replication. NCBI's taxonomy places the organism in Eukaryota, Metazoa, Chordata, Actinopteri, Cypriniformes, Catostomidae. The transcript has 6 exons. The record is from RefSeq and is a predicted model, not a curated record. Gene Ontology annotation, cellular component: mitochondrion. Bases 103 to 2331 code for a protein of 742 amino acids.